Molecule: messenger RNA, 4992 nt
Organism: Harmonia axyridis
Lineage: Eukaryota; Metazoa; Arthropoda; Insecta; Coleoptera; Coccinellidae
Exons: 8
Coding region: 1594-4935 (1113 amino acids)
Source: RefSeq, a predicted model, not a curated record
AUUUGAUAGAUUUUAGUAGUUUCAAAAAAUCUAACCGAGACGGUUGGGAAUGUCUAGACUCAAGAAUGUUCCGAUGAAUCAAUUCAUAUUCAAUAUAAUAUACUUUUCAAUUGAAAAGGGCGUAUCUGCAAAAUAGCACAUUUGGGAUAUUUGUCUUUGAAGACUUUCAUUUCAUCCACAGAUUCAAUUGAAUUAAUAUGAAGAAAAAAUAAAUGAUAAUGCAUGUUAAUUAAAUUUAAUCUGUAGAUGGCACAAAUGAAAGUAUUUAAAGUUCAAUCAAUAUCCCAAAAGUGAUUUUUUGUAGAUACGCACGCACUUCUCAAUUCAAACGUCAGUAUAGAUUCAUCAUAUUCCAAUCUGAUCACGCUGAUGAAACUGUUGAAAUGAUGUUCGAUCAAUACAUUGCUUUCCGGAAAUAAAGAGGAUCUUAUACGAAUUCAAUACAGUAAUUACAAUAUCUUAUGCAUAAUGGACCUGUACUUAGCAACUCUCAUGCUUGUAGACACCUCUGAUAAUGCUUUGUCGGCAUUAUCCAUAACAGAAUUACGGUUCGUUUUAUGGGUCGGCUUUAAAAUUCAGUAAAGACGGAUAACUUUUUUGACCGUUAUGCAAAUUUAGGUAGCUAUUAUUUGAAAGCGUUGAAUAUUUUGCAAUAACCUGGACCACUUUAGGAAUCACUGGCCUGGCGUAUACCGAUGACGAAUACAAAAAUCACAUUUGGCAAAACCAGAGGCAACGCCGACAAAGUGGAUAUACAAAGGAUAAUAAUAAAUCUCGAAAAUAGACGUGCUCGUAGGGAAAUAAAAAUAAUUAUCUUGAAAGCGAUAAUAAACUAAUAAACUCUGAAGGGUGCGAUUUUCGACUGCCUUGAAGAUUUCAAAGGAAAGUAAAAUGAUUAUUGGUUCAUUUUUAUGGAAAAAAAUUUCGUUUUUCGUUUCUGCAAGAAUUCUGAAAUUUCAUAUUUUGAAAAUCUUGGGAGGGGUAAUUACUAUAUAAUACUAGUACUCUUCACUAUUUCUAUACGGUCUUGCUUACUGACUGACUGAUAUUUGUACGUUUUUGAGACUCAAUUAUUAAGUGAAGUUAGUGAAGGUGUUUGAAGUUUUUUUAUAAGUUAUAUUUGCCUUUGACCUAAGGACUUUUUGUUUAUUCAGUUAUUAAAGGUAAGAGCUUAAUAUACAAUUCGAUAUUUUUCAACCUUAAAAUUACUUUUUUGAAGAUAUAAAACUUGAAAACGAUUUAUAUUUGAAUGUAUUAGAUUUUUGUGUACAACCAAUAUCGGGUGUUUCAUGUCAUCGUAUAUAGGCAAAAUCUCGCUCAUUUGACGAGAUAAUAAAAAAAUUUCUGUUACUAGGGCCUAGUAACAGUUGGAAUAAUACAGAUCUAUUCUGAAUUUCUCCAAGUGAAUAUUAGAACUCUGAAAAUAGACGAGCAGAUAAAUUCGAUUUUUUUAAUCUGAAGUUGGUUGUGUUGUGAAUAUUUCGGAGUGAAAACUUGUGUUUGAAUAUUUCGAUCUUUUUGUAAGGUAAGAUCUAUUGAUAAUCUUAAUUGAGACAGUUAAAUAAAGAAAUUGUGUUUUCCAGGAAAGCAAAAAUGUUUGGUCUAGUUCAUUUUCCCGACCAGACUUACGGAAUAUAUUCAAUGAAAAAUAUUUCAAAGAAAAAAGGAGAUAAUAAUGCCUGCAUUGUAAAACAUAGAGGUGCCAAAUAUGAAGCAGUACUGAUAACAGAAAAAGAGAAAAAAGAAGAACUGAGGGUACUUCAAGAUGAAAUGGUUGGACAGCUAAAAUCAGUAAAGAAAUCUGUAAGCGAUAAUAAUUUCACUGAUUCGAAAAUUGGAGAAAAAUAUGUGGAUAUGGACAGACCAUCUACUUCCUCCAUCAACCAUAAAUAUGUUUCCUCCGUUGUUAAAAAAGAUGAAGAAAGUAGUGAUGAAGCAAUUCAAGAGCAAAGAGAAGAACAGAGGAUUCUUCAAGAUGAAACGCUCGAACAAAGAGAAUCAGUAGAAAAAUCUAUAGGCAAUAAUCAUUCCACUGAUUCAAAAAUUGGAAAAAAAUAUGUGGAUAUGGAAAGACCAUCUACUUCCUCCAUCAACCAUGAAUAUGUUUCCACCGUUGAGGGUAGAGAUGAACAAAGUAGUGAUGAAGCAAUUCAAGAGCAAAGAGAAGAACAGAGGAUUCUUCAAGAAGAAACGCUCGAACAAAGAGAAUCAGUAGAAAAAUCUAUAGGCGAUAAUCAUUCCACUGAUUCAAAAAUUGGAAAAAAAUAUGUGGAUAUGGACAGACCAUCUACUUCCUCCAUCAACCAUGAAUAUGUUUCCACCGUUGAGGGUAGAGAUGAACAAAGUAGUGACGGAGCAUUUCAAGAGAAAAUAAUUAUAGAAGAUAUAUUGCUUAAUCCGCGGAGAUCGCCAGAAAAAUCUCUAGUCUAUGAGGAUUUCAAUGAUUUUUCAAUUGGAACAGAAUAUGUGGAAAUUAACCGAUCAUCUACUUCUCUUAUGAAGAACUUCGAUGAUACUGUUUUCUCCACUGUUUGUGGAGAGGAGGAAGACAGAUAUGCAGAAUUUCAAGAUAAUAGUACCAUGGAAGCUUCAGAUAUGAAUGUUGACAAAAACAAACAGAGUAUUAUGCAACAUCAUGGAAUACCAGUUCAAGUGGAACCUGAAGAUGAGAUAGAAUUAUCAGUUUAUGGAGACAAUUCUGAUGAUGAUUCAGAUUAUAAUUUAUCUACUUAUUCAGAAACGCAAUCUGAUAACUCACGAGAUGGCAGUCGGAGCUCAACACCAUGUUCCUUUCUAUCUGAAAUGGAUCUGAAUAUUGAGGAGAAAACGCAACCGAAUGAGUCCAAUAAUAAUUCCCUCUCGAAAAGCAUCCAAGUUCAUUUAUCUGCCUCGUUAAACGAACCAGGGUGCGAUGAUGAAAAUAUGAUGGUAACUGAGUCCCGCGGAAGAAAAGGAGACAAGAAGGCAAAUUUUUGUUUCUACUGCCAUACGAAACAGCAAAAAAUCUCACGACACCUAGAGAAUAAACACAGCGGUGAGGAGGAGGUGAAAAAAUUUAUUAUGUUACCAAAAGGUAACGUAGAAAGGGCCAAGAUUAUUGGUCAGAUAAGAAAAAGGGGAAAUUUCCUUUUUAAUACGAAUGAGAAUUUAAAUGAUGGUGAGCUGAUUGUGGCGCGACGGCCUAAAAGCAGCAGGAAUAAAAGUGGUAGGGAUUACAGUGCAUGUGCAAACUGUAAGGGAUUUUUCUCAAAAGCCACCCUUCGAGUGCAUUUCAGAUCCUGCACAGGCAUUGAUUCCGACAUUAAAAGAUUGCCAAAUUUGCUAAGUAAAAAAAUCACAUCAAGAAUACAUCCUAUGGCAUCAAUAACUGUGAGAAAUCAUUUAUUCCCACCGCUGAGGGAGGAUGAUGUAUGUAGAGCAAUCAGAUAUGAUGAACUCAUCAUCAUUUAUGCUAACAAAAUGGUGGAAAAAUAUAGAGAACCGAGACAUUUCCAAAUGAUAAGGCAGAGAUUACGAUUAAUUGGUAAUUUCCUCAUUAAAAUGAAGGCACUGAGUAAGGAAAUAAAUAAUUUAGCCUCUAUAUAUGACCCAAAAUUUGUAGACAUGGUUUUAUCUGCUAUAAAUAUGUGUGCCCGGUACACUGAAACUACGAACUGCUUCGAAGCUCCUUCGGUAGCGUUCAGUUUGGGCACACUGCUGAAGCAGAUUGGCAAUUUAUUAAUAACAGAGUGCAUUAAAAACCACAAGGAAGAAAUGCGAAAAAAUGCUAAAUAUUUCUUGAAAGUUUUCGCUCAAGAAGUGAACAUAAAUGUAAACAGAACUGUUGCUGAAACUCAACUGAAAAUGAGUAGAACAAAAACAGUUAUGCUACCCACAAUGGGCGACAUAAAAAAACUCAGCGACUAUUUGACCAAGAAGAGAAAAGACGCCCUUGAGAAAUUGAAAAUUUGCUUCUCGUCAUUGGCCUGGAUAGACUUAGCAGAGGCAACGCUAACGUCUAUCCAGGUUUUCAAUAGACGACGCGCUGGAGAAGUCGAGAGAAUUAGCAUUACCGAAUUUGAAAAAUACGAAACGAUUGAGAGAAGUAAUAAUGAUCUAUUUCAAUCACUUUCAGAGAAAUCAAAAGAAAUUGCAAAAAAAUAUGUUCGAUUCACUAUAAGGGGCAAGUUGAAUCGGACGGUUCCUGUUCUAUUGGAUACUCAUUUAUGUGAGUGCAUCCAAUUAAUAAUAAAAAACAGAACAAAUAUGAGGGUCCACAAGAGUAACCCUUAUGUAUUCGGUACACCAGGGUCGGAUACAAAAAAGCAUCCACAUCUGAGUGCCUGCACUUUGAUGAGGAAAUUCUCUGAAGCUUGUGGUGCUGAGCACCCGACAAGACUACGUGGCACCAAUUUGAGGAAACAUAUAGCCACUACGUGUAUUACUUUGAAUCUUGAAAAUCAAGACGUAGUGGAUUUGUCGAACUUCAUGGGCCAUUCGGAGAAGAUACACAAGGGCAUUUAUCGUCAGCCCAUUAUAAGUAGGGACAUUUUGGGCAUUUCACAACUCCUGCAAACAGCUCAAGGAGAAAAUGAAAAUGCAAGCAGUGAUGACUCCGAAAAUGAGGUUGUCAAUGAUGAAGAACCAAUUCCUACAAAUGAAAUCAAUUCAACAGGAGGAACUCCAAAUCUUAGUGGGGGGAAUAGGAGGAAUUCCAGCAAAGCCCAUACCCUAUCUGGCACCCUCAAAAGAGUGAGGUGGACCCAAGAGGAGAAGGAUGCUAUUUUCCGUAUUUUCGGAGAAUAUAUGAAUAGAAAAGCUCUACCUCCUUUGAAAGUGAUACAAACAGUGAUAAAAGAAACUCCUGUUCUUCAGAAUCGCACGUCACCACAAAUAAAGACAUGGAUUCACAAUCAGCUGAAGGGCUCCAAGAAGAAACUUUCAUUUUCAAACUGAAUAUUUGUGAUAUUUUUAAUUUAUACAUAGUCAUUCGUUUUUAUUCAUAUUUAUUUA